AUGUCUGGCCUCAAACUUCUGAGCAAGGCCGAGGAAACCAUUGUCGAAAGACAUCUGCCUAGAGAUAUCGCAAAAGGUGUCGCACGACUCCUUGUCGCCAACCCAGACCCCACGAAAUGGCAAUAUACUGGACUGCAAGGCGUAAUAGCCCUAUGUGAGGAUACGGUUGGACAUUGCUUUUGGCUAAAAAUGGUCGAUGUCUCGCCCGGUGGAAGUGGUACUGUGAUCUGGGACCUCGAGCUCGAACAAAACUUUGAUUAUGUCAAGGAGAGAGAAUUCUUCCAUUCAUUCGUUUUCGACGGUGCUCUGUUUGGACUCCUGUUCGCUGAUUUGAAAGAGGCCAAGGAGUUUAUUGCCGCGAUCGAAAAGCGUGAGAAGAUCGCCAGCAAGGAGACGAAAAAGAACCCAUACAAGACCUACGAAAAUGGUGCCCUUCUUAUGGAUCCUAACUCUACCAACGAGAAGAAAACCAAAUCUCGGUUUGGAAGCUUGUUGCAUCGUUCAUCUCAUAACUCCAAUCCUACUCCGCAGUCAAUAAUACCUGUCGCGCCACUACCAACGCAACUACCAAGCCAACCCGCGGCGCAACCACCGGCGCAACCACCGGCGCAACCCCCAGCGCAACCACCGAUGCAACCACCCAGCUCGGCUCCACAGGGGGGCUUGUUAUUCGACCCCAAAGAUCCACAAUGGAAAUGGCUGGUUGAUGAGCUCUUCACUAUGGGCAUUUCGGGGGAUCAGAUUGUUGAGAAUGCUGACUUUAUCAAUGAUUAUAUUAAGCAACAAGGAUUCUUGCCAGCAGCUCAAACAACUGCCGCCGCCGAGGAGCAACAGAAGCCAAGGGCAGCUCCCCCGCCUCCUCCGGGUCCUCCAGCUCCCAAGAUCGUUCCAAUCAGUCCCCAGGACACUGGAAGCAGUUCAGGCAGUCGACGUGGUCCUCCCCCACCACCACCAGCUCGGAAGAGUCGAACCGAUGCUGCGGAAGAGUCAAUCCCAACGCCGCCUCGAGAGCCAUCGCCUCCAGCUCCGCCAGUUCGCAGGUUUAACGCGCCGCCUCCCUUCGCGGAUGCAGGCAAGUUUGCUGUCCAGGAGGGCCCUUCAGAACGCAGACGACCACGGGCCGUUUCGAAUGCUGCAGCUCCCAAUGUCCCUCCACCGCCGCCGCGGCCUCCGAAGGCUCCGAUGGACGAUAGCCAGCCUCGGUUUGGAGUUCCUCCCCCAUUCGCCGGGGAUCGCAAGGUCUCUGCACCACCGGCACCUCCAAUUCGUAGUCCUGUUCCUGGUCCACCCCCACCUCCCCCUCGUGGAGACAAUGCGCCCCAGCUUCCCCCCAAAAUCCCAAACACAAUGGCUCCAGGGCUCCCUCCCCCUCCGCCUCCCAGAGGACCAACCUCUCCACCUCUACCACCAGCUCGGACAGCUCCUCCAUCGAUUACUCCUGCAUUACCCCCACCGCCGCCACCCCGGGGCCCAUCUUCACCUCCGCCGAUACACCAUGCUCCCCCACCACCACCUCAGGUUCCAGGCCGCGCUGUGCCACCACCACCCGGUCCAGCUGGUGGGCCUCCACCCCCUCCGGUGCGCAGUACCCCUCCAGUGCCACCUCCCCCUCCCCCAGUACCUACCUCUGGUGGAUCCGGAGCACCUCCUCCGCCUCCUCCACCCCCGGGAUUACCCUCUCGUGGGCCUGGAGUCCCCCCACCCCCUCCGCCCCCAGGAGGUGGAGCCUCAAUCCCACCUCCGCCUCCUCCACCUGGCCCAGGGGGACCCCCGCCACCGCCAGCUCCGCCAUUGCCCUCGACUGGUGGAGGUGGUCGAGACGAUCUUUUGGCAGCUAUUCGUGCAUCUGGUGGCCAGGGUGGAGGCGGGUUGCGGAAAGUUAAUGCCUCGGAGAAGAAAGACCGAAGUGCAGCCAUGGUUCCUGGAGGUGCUGCGGAGUCAUCUGCAGCAGCAACUAGUUCUGCUCCACAGGGUGGCUUGGCUGGUGCCUUGCAGGAUGCUUUGAAGAAGCGGAAGCAGAAAGUCAGCGGAAGUGAUGACGAGAAGGAAGACGACGACGAUUGGUAGAUUAUUGUCAUUUUUGCAUCGGAUCGCUUUCAUCCAUGAUACCUAUACCUUUGCCUAAGCAUUUUUGCGGACAUUAAGCAUUAUUUCCCUCUGAUUGAUCUUGCGGCGGUUGGUAAAAAGUUCGGAUUCGAGCG
Messenger RNA from Penicillium pulvis, 2201 nucleotides. Its product is annotated as WASP family protein. The record is from RefSeq and is a predicted model, not a curated record. NCBI's taxonomy places the organism in Eukaryota, Fungi, Ascomycota, Eurotiomycetes, Eurotiales, Aspergillaceae. The coding region runs from base 1 to 2067 and encodes 688 amino acids. Gene Ontology annotation, molecular function: actin binding. The transcript has 3 exons.